AUGGAAAGAUCGAAGAUUCAUGGAUAUUCGUGGUCCACGUGCACGCAGGUCAACGGACAGACUUCUGUGGCACCAGCACAGAAUGGAGUUCCGGCCAAGGAGAGCCAAUCGCAGGGCUUGCUGCACGUAACCGUUCAUGAUUGGGAACCAGAUCAGCCGGGGCAGCUUUGCAUUGAAAAGGGCAGCCUCGUCAACAUCUCCUACCGAGCCGCACAUGGCUGGGUUUAUGCAGGAACCGUUCGAACAGCACCCGAAGGUGACACAUUGGAAAAAGGCCCAGAAGAGGGCUGGAUUCCGCAGGCCGUUGUUAAGCGGGUGACCAUGUGCCGAGUGGCAGUGGAUUGGCCAGCUGAAGGAGAAGCCAUUUCUCCAGCAACCUUGGGCGUCACGAAGGGAGAAAUCCUUGCCGUCUCCAAGGAGGCUGAGAGAGGAUGGGUCUACGGCGAGCUAAUCUCCGCUGACACCUGUGGGCGGUGCACGCGCCCUGACAACAAGCCUUCAGAUGGCUGGCUGCCAAAGAAGGUCCUGGACUAUCUUCAGUCGUGA
Molecule: messenger RNA, 546 nt
Organism: Symbiodinium necroappetens
Lineage: Eukaryota; Dinophyceae; Suessiales; Symbiodiniaceae
Source: the annotation of a GenBank genome assembly